Molecule: messenger RNA, 5828 nt
Organism: Drosophila mojavensis
Lineage: Eukaryota; Metazoa; Arthropoda; Insecta; Diptera; Drosophilidae
Product: hemicentin-2
Exons: 15
Coding region: 1285-4878 (1197 amino acids)
Biological process (GO): cell-cell adhesion
Cellular component (GO): cell-cell junction
Molecular function (GO): cell adhesion molecule binding
Source: RefSeq, a predicted model, not a curated record
AGUUAGAGAGAGCGAGAGAGGGAGACAAACAACGCAAUGCAAAUUGUGUGCAUAUUUUGCUUGUGUCUGUCUGUCGCUGCGCGUGUGUGCGAAUGUUUGUUGUAGCUGACUGUGUCUGUGUGUGUGUGUCCGUGUAAAUAAAUGCUCUAUAAAACGGGGCAGCAGCAACAGCAACAAAAGCAACAGCCAGGCGAAGCGGCAAAAAGUGCAGUUAAGCGUGGAAAUUGCAUUAAAAAUUGAAAAAAGAUGAUAGCAAACACAAAAAACUAAAUAAAAGCGAAAGAAAAGUGCAAAAAGAAACAGAAAAAUCUUGCUAGCUAACGAGCGCUUAAAAGCACCAGACUGAGACAGCAAUAGAUAGCGCGACAGACAGAGAAAGAGAGAGAGGGAAAAAAGAAAUCGCUUACUAAAAUAGCAACAACAGAAAGAGUGUAAAAAGUUUUGAUUGAAAAUUUUCAUUGUGCUUUCAUUUGGCUGCGCUGCAAUUGCAACUCACAAACACACACAUACACAAAUAAAAAAACAAAUACAACAUUGCAGUUGCAGCACGAACAACAAGGACAACAGUAGCCGCGCCGCCAAUUUGUUUGCCCGAGACGCGCGAUGCGGUGACUGUGUAAAUUUCUGAUUAAAAACGGCAACAGAGAAGCGAAAAGAAAAGGAAAAAGAAAAACAAAAUCAUAAACAAAAACUGGGCAAAGUGAAGCGAAAUUGAGUAUUGCAAAACAACAAAGCGAAAAUAAUAAUAAUAAUAAUAAUAACAACAAUAGGCGCGUGCAUAUAUCGGUUGCAUGCAACUCGUCGGCCACCCGGUGUCACACAUACUUGCCACACUGUGCACUGUGCGAAAAGUGUCAAUUGGAAGGCAUCAGAAAUUCAAUUAAAACAAAACAGAAAUCCUUUCGGAAAACUUUGAAAUUGUUGACUCAAUUGUUCGAUUGUUGUUCACGUUCGACUCUGUGAUGUGUGUUCGGGCUCGCGUGCGCGCUGUUUAUUUUGUACUGUCCUCAGGCAACCAGCACGAGCAACCGACCUGUGCGAGCCAACUAAAUUAGCCCAAUAUUUGCCGCAUACAAAUUAGAGGCAGCCCGCGAACACUAGGUGGCGCCACCCAAACGCUUGAGCGUCUUUAGCGUCUGCCGCGCAAUAAAAGUCAAGUGCGUGGCCUUCUGCAGCCACUCGCAGGCAAGUGGCAUUGUGUCAUUCGACAAAGUAACGCAUUGAGCGAUAAGAGGCAACAACCCGCUCCACAAGCAGCGCAGAGCACAACACAACACCCACAAAAUGAGCAGCCAGCAGAGGAGCAGCGUCAACAAUGGAAGGUGGAGCAGCGCCAGCCGGGGCGCCAGCAGAGCGCUGAUAGCGCAACUAUUGCUUCUUAUCAGCAUCACAUCAGGCUUGCCGGGAGUCGAGUGCUUUCAGCGCUUCGCCGAGCAGCCCAAGUACACGGAGGUGAAUCCGCGCGAGGAUGCGCUGCUCACAUGCAAAGUAAUCGAUAUGCGUGGCUCCUGCUCCUGGCAGAAGGAUAACAAGCCUGUCGGCAUCUAUCUGAAGAAAUACGAAUGGGCACGUCCCUUGGGCGGAAAUGGCGCCUUACAUCUGGAUCUGCAUCCGCCCCCGCCCAGCGGCGGCGACUGCUCCCUGUGGAUACGCUCGGCCACCUUGGACUUUGACGACGGCCUCUGGGAGUGCCAAGUGACCGCCAGUGAUUUUACCGCACAAGAUGCUUUGACUAGUCAACCGGUGCGAUUGGUUGUACGUGUGGCGCCGCAACGCCCGCGUCUGGAGUACGAGAGCGCUCCAUUGCCGCCGGGACACAACAUUACGGUGGACGCUGGCGCCGUGGCGACUGUGAAAUGCGCCUCACAUUAUGGUAAUCCGCCUGCAACGCUCAAAUGGUAUUUGGGCGACCAGGAAAUCUCGCCCAUGCACCCGCAGCUGAAUGCCACCGAGCCCGAUAAUCCACGCACCUGGUCAGCCACCUCGGUGGUGCAGGUGUCCGCGAUGCGCGAGCGCCACGGCGACAUUCUGCGCUGCGUGGCCUUCCACGAGAACUACGAGGCCAAGUCGGUGCCAGUGGAGGCCCGCCUAGAUGUCAAGUAUGCGCCAACCAUUCGUCUAAUUGGCUCACCGGAAAUCGACUUGGAAGAGGAUAAGGAUGCGCUUGUGCUGCGUUGCGUGGCCGAUGCCAAUCCGCCGGCCAGCAUCGUCUGGCGACGUGCCGGACGCUCCGAGAUAGCCAGCUUGCAGGAAACGCUGCAAUUGCGUCCUGUCGGACGGCGAGACGCCGGACUGUACACCUGCCAGGCGCAGAACUCGGUGGGCACCUCGGAGCAGCUGUCGGUGCAGCUGGACGUGAAAUAUCCUCCGAAAAUUAUUUCAGCCGGCCCGGACCGCCUCACCACAGCGCCGCUCUUCAGUCCCGCCGCCUUCGAGUGCGUCGCCGAUGGCAAUCCCAUGCCAGCCUACAAAUGGGUCCAGAGAAUCUCGCAUGGAUCCAAGUACGUGGAGCGCGGCAAUGAGCCGCGCCUGGUCAUCGACAACGUCACCUACGAGUACCAGGGCGAAUACGAGUGCCGCGCCACCAGCUACAUCAAUGGCCAGGAGCGGGUGGCCAUAUCCGAUCCCGUCUCCCUGCAAGUUGUGGGUGCUCCGCAGGUGCUUCGCCUGCAUCCCUCCAUGCACACAGUGUCUGUUAAGCGCGGCGAGCCGGCCAGUCUGACGAUGGUCGUCUGCGCGGAUCCGCGACCGCAGCUCGUGGCCUGGGAGUGGGGUUCGCUGCGCCUGGAGGCCGGCACGGGCAUAGAUCGCUUUCGGGCCGAUGACAUGCUCACGGACUCGCGCGAGGACUGCUACCUGUCCACGCUGCACAUCCACCACACGGACGAGCACGACUCGCGCCCCUACUACCUGGUGGUGGAGAACGAGCGGGGCACCGAUCGCCAUGCCAUUCAUUUGAUUGUGGAGGGUACGUUUGCAGAACCUUUGGAGAUGAGCUACUUGCUGGGCGUCGCCGGCGGCUGCAUGGCCGCCAUUCUGAUCCUGAUCUGCCUGUGCAUCUACGCCGUCAAGAGCAAAAAGUGCUGCUUCAAGGGUUCCACGGGCUAUAAAUCAUCGGAUAAGGACAGCGAGAAGGCUGAUUUGAAAUCACGGUCGGAUAGCACCAGCGGGCCCCAAGGUGAUUCGAUUUACACAACGCCCGCCGGCUUCCAUCAUCACCAGCAACAGCAGCAGCAACAGCAGCAGCAGCAGCAGCAGGCGGCAGCUGCCGCAGCAGCGGCAUUGCACGCCGCCUCGCAGCACCCACAGCAACAAUAUCCGGGACAUGGAUCGCCGGAGGCAAUGAAGUCCUCCACCUUGGCCAGCGCCAGCGCCCACGAUGAGCUCGGCAACCUGCUCUGGCAACAGCAGGCGAGCGAGGUCGUCGAGCAGUACCCCUGUCCGUUGCCGCCCAUACGCCACUGCCAUGCCCACACGCACGGGCACCGGCCGCACAGUGUGGGCGAGCUGCUGUCGCCCGAGCGGCGCCACCAGCGCGACCUCUUCAGCGGCGACCUGGGCAUCCCGGAGAUCCAGACGCACGUGGGCAGCAUGGUGCACACGUUCGAGACGCUGGCGCUGCAGCGGCGCCUGGCCGAGGCCGAGCAGGAGCGAGACCGCGAGCAGAGUAAGUAUGAGCUGCGCGCGAGCAGCCACAGCAUUAGCAACCACAAGAGCAGCAGCGACGCCAAGUACAGCCAGGUGAAGCGCAGGUCGCAGGAGCUGCGCCAGCGCCUGCAGCAUAUGCAGCGGCAAAAGCAGAAGCUUCAAGCACAGGCACAUGCCCAAGCACAGGCCCAGUCACAGGCUCAGGCACAGGCACAAUCACAGCAUCAAAAUCAGAAUCACACUCUGACUCAGAGUCUCCAUCAUCAUCGUCAUCGGCAUGGCCAGUGCCCACUAACCGCACCCGCACCCGCACCCGGCAAGCUCAUCAACAGCUGCAGCACCCACAGCCUGGCCAGCCAGUUGGCCACGCUGCCACGCCCAGCAGCGCCGCCCACGGGGGCACACUCCAUCGAGCAGCUGCGGCAGCCGUACGACGACUAUCGCAAGAACCUGUUUGGCAGUCGGGUGAGCAGCGCGGAGGAGCUGCAGGACGAGACGUACAUUGUGAACGCGGCCUUUGACGAGAUAUUUGCCAACUACCAGGACGACGACGAGGAGCAGGAGGCGGAGCAGAAGGCGCGGAACAACACGCUGCAGGAGACGAGUCGCAGCUACACCAACAGCAACACGAUUACGAACACGGAUGACCUCUUCGACGACGAGCACAUGCUGGUCAGCCUUAGUGAGCUAGACGAUGAUGUCUUUGCCAGUCGCGCCCAAACUGCUUCCACCACGCCCACCACCGCCUGCGCCGGGCGCACGCCGAAGCACAGCCAGAAGUACGCGGCGCCAGCGCCGCCGAUGCUGCAGCAGCGCUCCAGCACUCUGACCAAUCUCUUUGAGCGCUUCAAGGGCAGUAGCUCCACAGCGGGCACCGUCAACAAGACGCACUCCGAGCAGCAGCUGCAGCCUUUGCCGGCCGGCUCGGCAGCCGCCAAGCUGCACAAAUACGCCGGACAGCCGGCGCUGAACGAGGAGCCGGACUUCAAUCGUGGCUCUACGUUGAGCCAGUCCUUUGUGCGCCAGCUGAAGCGGGUGUCCUACAAGCAGAAGCGCGCACCGCCUGCCCCGCCGCCCAAGCCGCGCCCCAAUGUGGCCCACGUGACGCCACUGCGCAACGCCCUGAUCUUUCCCAAGCGCUCAAAGUCCUCCAACGAGCUGCUGCUCGACGACCUGAAUGUGCAGGCGCGUAAGUAUUUCCGACGGUCCGAGCACAGCGCCGCGGUCUAAGGAGCCACCAGGAACGUCUCGAAAAGCAGCUGCACCGUCUCUCACCCGAUUUGCUCACCUGCUAACCACAGUCAUUCUAUACGCAUCUGAAUACUCUUACCAAGCCAAUCGAAUUUUAAUAAAUUUUCUAUUGAUUCAAUUUCUGGUAGAGGCGACGCUUCUAUAGGCUAAGUCUACCCGCCCCCCUCUAAUGACCCAUGAUAGCGAUACCGAUAACGAUAACGAUAACGAGCUCGAUACCGAUCACGAUACCGAUCAAGUUACCAUCUAACUGUAACUAAGCCGGAGUCAGCGUAGUCACCCGCCGUCGCAAGCUAACAAUCGAAAGGAAAGACAGAACGUUUCUCCUAGCGUGGAACGGCUAGAACGAACCCAAAGAGAUUUGCGCCAUAAUUGGAUUGAUUCUCGAUAUUUCAGCACUCUCAAUUGAGUAAAUUACCAUAAUAACAUUAAGUACUUACAAUAUUUAUACUCAUUAUUACGUUUGUGCAAAGCGAACAAGGCAAAACCAAAAGAAAACAGAAUAUAGUUAUAUUUGUAAGUCCUCAGCUUAUACAUACAUACAUAUAUAUAUAUAAAUAUAUAUUUACAUAUGCGAAUCAAAAUACUAUAUAGCAAAGUGCAAAGCCCAGAAAUCAUUAACAAAUUAUAUAUUCAUGUAAAAAUGGAAAACUUUCAAAUCAAGUAAAAGUUGUGCCCUCAAAACUUAUGCAUGUUAUUUAUGUAAUUUUUUCAAAAGCAAAAAUCAAAUUAUAUAUCUAUAUACAUUUAUAUAUACAAAGUUCGCAUAUAACAUAUACUAACUAUAUGGCAAGUAACAGGAAUUUGUGUAAUUACGUAAUCUGUUGUAUCUUGUAGGCUACACGUAACAGAAGCUAAUGUAAGCCCAUAGCAAGAAGCAAAACAUAACUAAACCUUUAUGUGCAUGCAAUAAAAAACAUCUAAAAUUA